Messenger RNA from Galendromus occidentalis (western predatory mite), 1123 nucleotides. RefSeq names its product cleavage and polyadenylation specificity factor subunit 5 (gene Cpsf5). The record is from RefSeq and is a predicted model, not a curated record. Gene Ontology annotation, biological process: mRNA 3'-end processing. Gene Ontology annotation, molecular function: mRNA binding. Bases 211 to 912 code for a protein of 233 amino acids. NCBI's taxonomy places the organism in Eukaryota, Metazoa, Arthropoda, Arachnida, Mesostigmata, Phytoseiidae. The transcript is spliced from 6 exons. Gene Ontology annotation, cellular component: mRNA cleavage factor complex.
UGUUGGUUUCGGCGGCCGCCGUUGGUGCUUCUGUUUGUGUUUCGGCAGCAGAUUGUCUUCGUGUGGCGAAAGAAGCGGCAGGGUGGUUCACUGAUUCCGUUUGGGACCGGGUUCAUCACUCGCGCUUAUCCAGAACAAAGUGAUCUCUAUUAGAAGCCGUCAGGGUCGUGUUCCAUCGCCGCGAAACCGACCUGAUUGAACACGGUCAAAAUGAGCAAGACAGCGUCGUCUCAGCGCGGAAGUGGUUGGAGCCGUGGCGGCUCGCAGGCGCAAUUCCAAGGGAAAUACAUGGCCUCCAAUCCAUCGAAUGUGCUCAGUUUCACUCUCAAUCGCACCGUUAACCUGUACCCUCUAACGAAUUACACGUUCGGGACCAAAGAAGCACUCUACGAGAAGGACCCUUCCGUCCCAGCGAGAUUCCAGCGAAUGCGCGAGGAGUUCGAGAAAAUUGGAAUGCGUCGUUCAGUAGAGGGCGUACUUUUAGUUCACGAGCACGGUCUACCCCAUGUACUUCUCCUACAGCUUGGAACCACAUUCUUCAAGCUACCCGGUGGGGAACUGAACCCCGGCGAGGACGAAGUCGAAGGAUUGAAAAGACUCAUGUCCGAGACGCUCGGGAGACAAGACGGAGUGAAGCAAGAGUGGACUAUAGAAGACACAGUCGGUAACUGGUGGAGACCCAAUUUCGAGCCAGCCCAAUACCCCUACAUUCUGCCGCAUAUCACGAAGCCGAAAGAACAUAAACGGCUAUUUCUGGUGCAGUUGCCGGAGAAAGCUCUAUUCGCCGUGCCCAAGAAUUAUAAACUCGUAGCGGCUCCCUUAUUCGAGCUCUAUGACAACUCUCAAGGUUACGGACCCAUCAUAUCGUCACUGCCACAAACAUUGAGCAGGUUCAAUUUCAUCUAUUUGUAAGCUAGAAUUCUUGAGGUAAACGACGGCUGACUUCGCUAGGCUCCAGUCGAAGGUUCAGAAAGCCGUCGAACUUGAGGAAAGUCACGUGGGAGCGAUAAGCCUCAUGUCUCCAUUCUUCUAUUAUCUGUAAAUAUUUCGCACGGCUGUAAUUGCAUGUGAGGUCGAGAUCGUACCGUAGCGAAACUCUCAAUAAAGACACGAGAAGUUCUUU